GCUGGACCCUUCCUUCGCCUUCGCCACCGCUCAGCAUCUGCACAUCCCUACAAUGGCUAAAACAGCAAUGGCCUACAAGGAAAAAAUGAAGGAGCUGUCCAUGCUGUCACUGAUCUGCUCUUGCUUUUACCCCAAACCUCACAACAUCAACAUCUAUACUUAUGACGAUAUGGAAGUGAAGCAAAUCAACAAACGUGCCUCUGGCCAGACUUUUGAGCUGAUCCUGAAGCCACCAUCUCCCAUCUCAGAAGCCCCAUGGACUUUAGCUUCUCCAAAGAAGAAAGACCUGUCUCUGGAGGAGAUCCAGAAAAAACUGGAGGCUGCAGAGGAAAGAAGAAAGUCUCAGGAGGCCCAGGUGCUGAAGCAAUUGGCAGAGAAGAGAGAACAUGAGCGAGAAGUCCUCCAGAAGGCUUUGGAGGAGAACAACAACUUCAGCAAAAUGGUGGAGGAAAAGCUGAUCCUGAAAAUGGAACAAAUUAAAGAAAACUGUGAGGCUAAUCUAGCUGCUAUUAUUGAACGUCUGCAGGAAAAGGAGAGGCAUGCUGCCGAGGUGCGCAGGAACAAGGAGCUGCAGGUUGAACUUUCUGGCUGAAGCGAUGGAGGGAUGGCACAGCCCACCGUUAGUAAAUCCCCCUGCCUAUAUUAUAAUGGAUCAUGUGAUAUCAGUAUGGGAAAUGUAUGGCAUGGUUUAAAAAGAACU
Molecule: messenger RNA, 700 nt
Organism: Lutra lutra (Eurasian river otter)
Lineage: Eukaryota; Metazoa; Chordata; Mammalia; Carnivora; Mustelidae
Product: stathmin-2
Exons: 1
Coding region: 53-592 (179 amino acids)
Biological process (GO): neuron projection development; microtubule depolymerization; regulation of microtubule polymerization or depolymerization
Cellular component (GO): neuron projection; growth cone; cytoplasm
Molecular function (GO): tubulin binding
Source: RefSeq, a predicted model, not a curated record